UCGUUGUGAACAGGAAGGAACAGGGAGUAAGCAAAUAUGAAGAAUAAGAAAGAUAAAGCUAAAAAAUCAGCACCGAAACAAGAAAAGUCCUUGACCCUAAGAUACUUUGUCUUCAUAGUACUAUCUGUACUCCCCGUUGCUGCAGCAUACUGUGUGUUCUACUUUUUUGCCACUCCACCACCUAUGCCAGAGGUGGACCUCAAGACUUGGUGGGGUCCGUACCCCAUCAGUCAGAAACCUGAUGUCUCCAUCAGACCUUUCAAAAUUGAGUUUUCCGAUGUGAUAGUGAACGACUUAAGAGAGCGUCUGCUCCACCGGCGUCCCUUCACCCCUCCCCUCGAAGACGCUGGCUUUACCUACGGCUUCAACUCUCACUUCCUGACGCGCGUGCUGGACUUCUGGCAGAACAAGUACGACUUCAAGCAGCGGGAGCAGUUCCUCAACCAGUACAGGCAGUUUAGGACCAACAUACAGGGCUUGGACAUGCAUUAUGUGCAUGUGAAGCCGAAGGUUGAUGGGGAUUUGAAGUCAGUGGCAGUGCCACUAGUUCUGCUACACGGCUGGCCGGGCUCAAUCCGAGAGUUCUACGAGAUGAUACCUAAGCUGACCACGCCGCGAGCUCAGCACGAGUUCGUGUUCGAGCUGAUCAUACCCAGCCUGCCGGGCUUCGGCUUCUCACAGGGCGCCUCUAGAGCCGGGCUGGGCCCAACAGAAAUCGCCGUGGUACUCCACAACCUGAUGCAACGUAUAGGCGUACCCAAGUACUACAUCCAGGGCGGAGACGCGGGCCACGCUAUAGGCUCGCACAUGGCAACACUGUUCCCAGAGAACGUACUCGGUUUUCAUACAAACUUCCCCGUACUUACCUUCAACCCGUACGCGCAUCUUUUUGCCUUUUUGGGUCAAUUCUGGCCCCGCCUCGUGGUGGAGCCCGAGCUACAAAGCCGGAUGUACCCGUGGGGCGAGAAGACCAAACAUCUCAUCGAGGAGUCCGGCUACAUGCACAUCCAGGCGACGAAACCGGACACUAUUGGCACAGCACUGACGGACUCCCCGGCAGGCCUAGCCGCGUACAUCCUCGAGAAGUUGUCGACAUGGACCGACCCGGCCUUCAGGAGAGCUGGCGACGGCAACCUGCUCUCCAAGUUCUCGUUGACAACCCUGCUCGACAACGUCAUGAUCUACUGGGCUUCCAACAGCAUCACCACUUCCCUGCGACUGUAUGCUGAGACAUUUGCUACGAAGCAGCUAAAUCUGAGGCUAGACGAGGUUCCAACGGAAGUACCGACAUGGGGCAUCAAGUUCAAACACGAGCUGGUGUUCCACCCGGACCAGUUCCUGAGGCUGAAGUACAAGAACUACCUGCACAGCACCGUGGUAGAAGCCGGUGGUCACUUCGCCGCCUUAGAACACCCUCAUAUCUUGGCUGAUGAUAUUUUUGAGGCUGUGGAGGCGUUCCGCCAUUUCCAUGCGAGGAAUAACCCAGAACAAAAGCCGAAGACAAUCUACGACUUUUCAGUAAAAGACAUCAACGGCAAUACCGUGAAACUUGACAAAUACAAGGGAUACGUUUUAAUCAUCGUCAACGUGGCAUCCCAGUGUGGCUACACCGACAACCACUAUAAAGAACUCAACGAGCUAUACGACAAGUACGCAGAGAGGGGUCUUCGUAUACUGGCCUUCCCUUGCAACCAGUUCGGCGGCCAAGAACCAGGGAGUCUUAAAGAUAUCCUAACCUUUGCCAAAAACAAAGGUGCUAAGUUCGAUUUGUUUGAAAAAGUAGAGGUUAACGGAGACAACGCUCAUCCGCUAUGGAUUUUUUUGAAAGAAACGCUAAGUGGGACGCUAACUAAUGCUAUAAAAUGGAACUUUUCUAAGUUCAUUGUGGAUAGGAACGGGGUGCCUGUAGAACGGUUUGGACCGAGCACUAGUCCGUUGGAACUGGAAACGUAUUUGGCUAAGUAUUGGUGAUGGGUUUUGCCGCUUGAACGGUUACGGGC
This is a messenger RNA of Cydia amplana, 2000 nucleotides long. RefSeq names its product juvenile hormone epoxide hydrolase-like (gene Jheh-lp3). Gene Ontology annotation, biological process: epoxide metabolic process; response to oxidative stress. The transcript is spliced from 9 exons. NCBI's taxonomy places the organism in Eukaryota, Metazoa, Arthropoda, Insecta, Lepidoptera, Tortricidae. Gene Ontology annotation, molecular function: epoxide hydrolase activity; glutathione peroxidase activity. The coding region runs from base 37 to 1971 and encodes 644 amino acids. The record is from RefSeq and is a predicted model, not a curated record.